Molecule: messenger RNA, 1029 nt
Organism: Clupea harengus (Atlantic herring)
Lineage: Eukaryota; Metazoa; Chordata; Actinopteri; Clupeiformes; Clupeidae
Gene: lamtor4
Product: late endosomal/lysosomal adaptor, MAPK and MTOR activator 4
Biological process (GO): cellular response to amino acid stimulus; positive regulation of TOR signaling
Cellular component (GO): Ragulator complex; lysosome
Molecular function (GO): guanyl-nucleotide exchange factor activity
Source: RefSeq, a predicted model, not a curated record
CCACACAAUGAAGAUCGGGCUGAUUUAGUAGCUAAACUGCAAAUUGUAUGCUCUCUAUUUAUGCAUUUGUUUAUGUCUUUGAUUUGAUACGACGUGAAAAAAAAUAAAAAUUCUAGCUAGUAGUUGAUGUACUGAUGUGACGUCGUUAAAGCUCGACUCAUAUCACGUGAGUGUCAACAGGAAGCUGAACAAAAUAGUGAGAAGCUAAGAUGACAACUGCUCUGACACAGGGUCUUGAGAGAAUACCGGAUCAAAUUGGGUAUCUUGUCAUCAGCGAGGAUGGGGUACUAGCAUCCUCGGGUGAACUGGAGAAUGACGAACACACAGCAGGAGUUAUCAUGCAAAUGGUGCGAACUGCCUGCCGGUUCCGACUCAACGGAACAUCUGAGCCUCCAUUCAAACGCAUGUCAGUGAUGUUUGAAGACUGCGUGUAUGCAGUUACCGUCUCUGGACAGAAAGUGUUCGUGGUGAAACGACAGAACAACCAAAGAGAACCUGUGGUGGUGUAGACAGAUUCCAUGUGGACUGUGGCAUUCCGGUCACCUAUGGCGCAGGCCAUUGUAGUGGAAUGUUACUUGAGUGUUUUUCUUUUUUGGAAUGCUGUGGAAUACUGUUUGUCCUGAUAGGGGAGAUCUGCCCUCUUCACUUGUAAGGCAUUCUCAUUCAUUUCUGUAUUCACAAAUUGGGUGUCAUCUUAUGUGCAACGUAUGUGCUUGGAUUUCAAUUAGGAUAUCAGAUAGCACUCAAUAGAUUGGUUCUGGUCAAGUGAAAUGGACACAUUUUAGAGUGUUUUGGAGUAUGCUUAUUUAUACAUGCAACUACAAGUAUUUAUUUAAAUCAUUCACAGGGCCAUAGCACUAACCUGAAUUUUACAAGUGAUCAAUACAUGUAUGUUAUACAUAUACUAUAUUUGACAGUUGUAGAAUAUAUUCAUGUAUAAAUAAUGUAGAGAGGAAAGUGAGACCAUCCCAUUGAAACCUUCAUGACUAGCAAAUAAAUUAACAAAUAAAGUAUUUUGAGGAUUUUAAA